AUGGACCUGAAGAUGCAUCUGACUCACUCACUGACCCUCCUCUUCCUCAGCCUCUCCGCCGCGCUCGGCUACAGGGCUCUGUGGCAGUUCCGGGCCAUGAUCCUGUGCACGGUCCCAGACAGCUGGCCGGUGCUGGACUACAGCGACUAUGGCUGCUACUGUGGACUGGGAGGAUCUGGGACUCCCGUGGACCAGCUGGACAGGUGUUGUCAGGUCCAUGACCAGUGCUUCAGCGAGGCCAUGCAGCACGACUCCUGCUGGCCCCUGUUGGACAACCCCUACACGGAGCUGUACCACUACAAGUGUGACAAGGCCAGCAAGACCAUCACGUGUCUGGAGAGGAACGACCCGUGCGAACGCUUCAUCUGCGAGUGCGACCGUCAGGCCGCCAUGUGCUUCGCCAAGGCCGACUACGACGCCGCCAACGCUCACCUGCCCAGUGACCGCUGCAGAUGAACCCCGAGCCUCGCCGCUGUUGAACCUGUUAUUUAUGAUCUUAAAUUAAAUGA
Synchiropus splendidus (mandarinfish) is the source of this 509-nucleotide messenger RNA. Its product is annotated as phospholipase A2, minor isoenzyme-like. The coding region runs from base 1 to 456 and encodes 151 amino acids. NCBI's taxonomy places the organism in Eukaryota, Metazoa, Chordata, Actinopteri, Syngnathiformes, Callionymidae. Gene Ontology annotation, biological process: arachidonate secretion; lipid catabolic process; phospholipid metabolic process. Gene Ontology annotation, molecular function: calcium ion binding; phospholipid binding. The transcript is spliced from 4 exons. The record is from RefSeq and is a predicted model, not a curated record.